Peromyscus leucopus (white-footed mouse) is the source of this 1821-nucleotide messenger RNA. It is a transcript of the gene Rad9b, whose product is annotated as RAD9 checkpoint clamp component B. The coding region runs from base 21 to 1256 and encodes 411 amino acids. The record is from RefSeq and is a predicted model, not a curated record. NCBI's taxonomy places the organism in Eukaryota, Metazoa, Chordata, Mammalia, Rodentia, Cricetidae. Gene Ontology annotation, biological process: DNA repair; cellular response to ionizing radiation; mitotic intra-S DNA damage checkpoint signaling. Gene Ontology annotation, cellular component: checkpoint clamp complex. The transcript has 11 exons.
CGGGCGCGCUGCCGUGCGCCAUGCCUGCGCUCCCGGUCGCCAUGCUGAAGUGCGAGAUGACGGGCGGUCAGGUGAAAGUAUUUGGGAAAGCAAUACAGACCUUAUCACGAGUGAGUGAUGACCUGUGGCUAGACCCAUCUGAGAAAGGUCUUGCUCUGAGAUCUGUGAAUUCCUCUCAUUCAACAUAUGGCUGUGUCCUGUUCUCGUCUUUGUUUUUUCAACAUUAUCAAUGGUCACCCUCAGCCAUGAUGAGUGAUAAUGGCAUACCCAUGAAUUUAAAUUGCAAAUUGGCAAUAAAGUCAAUUCUGCCAAUCUUUAGGUGUCUGAAUUAUCUUGAAAGAAGUGUAGAGAAGUGCAGAAUAGUCGCCAGAACGGAUAAAUGCAGAGUCGUCUUUCAGUUCUUCUGCAGGCAUGGUAUUAAAAGAACGCACAAUGUGUAUUUCCAAGACAGCCAGCCCUUGAAAAUUCUCUUUGAAAAGAGCUUGUGUGCCAAUAUCCUGAUGAUUAGACCAAGAUUGCUGGCUGAGGCCAUUGUUCUUCUAACGUCAAAUCAAGAGGAAGUCACCUUUUCUGUUACUCCAGGGAAUUUCUGCCUCAAGAGUUCGAGUGGGGAAUCCCUGGAUUUAAGCAGUUCUGUGUACAGUGAGAUGUCUUUCGGCCCAGAAGAGUUUGACUUCUUUCAAGUUGGACUUGAUACCGAAAUAACAUUUUGCUUUAAAGAACUAAAGGGGAUCCUCACCUUUUCAGAAGUGAUGCACGCUCCCAUAGCCAUCUACUUUGACUUUCCUGGGAAACCGGUUGUUCUGAGUGUUGACGACAUGCUCUUGGAGGCGAACUUUAUCUUGGCCACGUUAGCGGAUCAGCCAAGCAGAGUGUCUUCACCACAGUCACUGUGUCUUUCCCAGACACAAAGAAGGCCAGACCCCACACGGUCAAAUGCCCAGGGGUGUAAAAGCCAAGUCAGCCAGGCCCCAGAGAGCAUCUCUCGAGCAGCACCCAAGAGGCUGUUUCCCAGGGAGCCUCCGGACAGCGGCUCUGCAACAGAGACCGAGAGAGCCAGCGCCAACCAGGACGACAUCUCUGAAGUGCCUGAAAGUGUUGUCAGUGACGUGGAGGAAGGGCCAAGCCCUUCACACCUCACGAAGUUUUCCUGCAUGUUCUUCGGAGCAGUUUCUUCUGAGCAGCAAGAACACGCCGGCCACCCUUUGGACAGCCUGGCAAUAGCAAGUGACAGUGAAGAGGACAUGAGGGGAUGAGUGUCCACAGCCGGACACUCAGAGAUAGCUGCACCGGGUGCUGAGCUAUGGCUCCUUGAAGGCCAAGGGAGAAUGGACCAGACACUGUUCCCGGGCUUUCCUAAUAUCACUGUGCACUACAAAUCCAUUGUGCCACUUGGGGACAGAGCUGGGCACAGGAAUGAACAUAUCAAGGUUCUUUGUUUUGCUUUAUUGAGAGAGAGUUUCUCUGUGUAGUUUUGGUGCCUGUCCUGGAUCUCGUUCUGUAGACCAGGCUGGCCUUGAACUCACAGAGAUCCGCCUGGCUCUGCCUCCCGAGUGCUGGGAUUCAAGGCGUGUGCCACCGUCACCUGGCCAUAACAAGGUUCCUAGACACCGUUUACCCUGCAGCCUUGACAUGUCCUCUGCCGGUCCGUAAAGGCAGACUUUCCUCAGCAUCUCGGUGGAAGGGGGCGUUUCUCAGGAGCCCCCAGGACUCUUGUGUACAUGACUGAAGACAACAGUCAUGCAGCCUUUCUUAUGCAAUGACCUGGCAGUUUCUGUUCAUUGUAGGUUGUGAAUAAAGAAAUCUACGGUUUAUCCCUCA